This is a messenger RNA of Thyridium curvatum, 1128 nucleotides long. RefSeq lists its product as uncharacterized. The coding region runs from base 1 to 1128 and encodes 375 amino acids. Lineage: Eukaryota; Fungi; Ascomycota; Sordariomycetes; Thyridiales; Thyridiaceae. The transcript has 2 exons. Gene Ontology annotation, molecular function: protein binding; peptidyl-prolyl cis-trans isomerase activity. The record is from RefSeq and is a predicted model, not a curated record. Gene Ontology annotation, biological process: protein peptidyl-prolyl isomerization; protein folding. Gene Ontology annotation, cellular component: intracellular membrane-bounded organelle.
AUGGCGACCGAAGAGGCCAAGAAGAGCCGCACCCGCGUCUUCUUCGACAUCACGAUCGGCGGCAAGAACGCCGGCCGCAUCGCCUUUGAGCUCUACGACGACAUCGUCCCCAAGACGGCCGAGAACUUCCGCUGCCUGUGCACCGGCGAGAAGGGCCUCGGCAAGUCGGGCAAGCCCCUGCACUACAAGGGGUCGCUCUUCCAUCGUGUGAUUAAGCAGUUCAUGAUCCAGGGCGGCGACUUUACCGAGGGCAAUGGCACCGGCGGCGAGUCCAUCUACGGCACCAAGUUCGAGGACGAGAACUUCCAGCUCAAGCACGACAAGCCUUUCCUGCUGAGCAUGGCCAACGCCGGACCCGGCACCAAUGGCUCCCAGUUCUUCGUCACGACCGUCAAGACCCCCCACCUCGACGGCAAGCACGUCGUCUUCGGCGAGGUCAUCUCGGGCAAGUCCAUCGUGCGCCAGAUCGAGAACCUGCCCACCCAGUCCGGCGACAAGCCCGCCAAGGACGCCGUCAUCGCCGACUGCGGCGAGCUCACCGGCGACGACAUCCCCGGCGACGCGCCCAAGGCGCCCGACGCCCUCGGCGACGCCUACGAGGACUACCCCGAGGACGAGGCCGACGGCGACAAGGAGCUCUCGGCCGAGAGGGUCCUCAAGAUCGCCACCGACUGCAAGGACUUUGGCAACAAGGCCUUCAAGGCCGGCGAGUUCGAGCGCGCGCUCGACAAGUACAGCAAGGGCCUGCGCUACCUCAACGAGGACCCGGACCUCGACGCCGCCCCCGAGGGCACAAAGGCCAAGAUGGACGCCGUCCGCUUCACCCUCAACAGCAACUCGGCCCUCAUGAACAUCAAGCUCCGGCACUGGGGCGACGCCCGCGCCGCCGCCUGCAACGCCCUCGAGGUCGCCGGCAUCACCGACGCCGAGCGCGCAAAGGCCCUCUACCGCCGCGCCCUGACGAGCAUCCAGAUGAAGGACGAGGACGAGGCCCUCAACGACCUCGAGGAGGCCAACAAGCUGGUCCCCGGCGACGCCGCCAUCACCAAGGAGCUGACGGCCGUCAAGAGCGCGGCGGCUAAGAGGCGCCAGAAGGAGAAGGCUGCCUACAGCAAGUUCUUCUCUUGA